AUGUCAUCAUCCACCCCAUCGAACUCAUAUUCGAUCACUUCUUCGACAAAGGACGGCUCCACCCGCGACGAAAUGGAACGAAUGGUCGCAGAGAUCCGUUUGGCUGCCAAGCAAACGGCAUCAGAACCUGUCAAACCCAAGGAUCUCACCGAGAACGAAGCCCAACAAAUGGUCACUGACAUCAAGGCAGCUCCUGAAAGCGAAGACUCCGAGACAUCGAAAGAGCUCACGGAACAAGAGGUGCACAGAAUGAUUGUGGAAAUGCGCCAAGCCGCUGAAAAAGCCGAUUCCGAGGAAGCUGCCGAACGUGAAAUGCAGAGAAUGGUCGACGAAAUGAAAUGGGCUACUGAAGAACAAGUAGACGAAGAAGCCGAAGAACGAGCGUAUCUCGAACGAAAACGAAGACAACGACGCCGAAAAAUAGAGCGAAGCCGAAGAACGAGCAAGAGCCCAAGUAGAAGUAGAAGUAGAAGCAAGAGCCACAGCGGAAGAAAAAGCCGAAGUAGGAGCCACAGCCGACGAUGA
Molecule: messenger RNA, 525 nt
Organism: Cylindrotheca closterium
Lineage: Eukaryota; Bacillariophyta; Bacillariophyceae; Bacillariales; Bacillariaceae
Source: the annotation of a GenBank genome assembly